This is a messenger RNA of Impatiens glandulifera, 402 nucleotides long. RefSeq lists its product as uncharacterized. NCBI's taxonomy places the organism in Eukaryota, Viridiplantae, Streptophyta, Magnoliopsida, Ericales, Balsaminaceae. The transcript has 2 exons. Bases 1 to 402 code for a protein of 133 amino acids. The record is from RefSeq and is a predicted model, not a curated record.
AUGAAGAAUGGAGAAGCCAAACAACAAAAGGUUCCUAGUACAAAUGAAAUAAUUGUGGAAAAACAAGCAGCAAAAAAAAGUAAUGCCAAAUGGAAAGAUGUUCAAAAUUCAAGUGAAGGAACAAAAGAAAAUCAAACUCAAGAAGAGGGAAGUAAGAAAGGAAAGGAAAUUGAUGAAACAAGGGCAUCUGAAGAAGAUAAACCUAAAUGUAAGGAAGAGGAAGAUGCAGAAGAUGAAAGAAAAGAUACAAUAAAGGAGAAGGAAACUAAAGGAAGAUUAAACAAUAAGAGCAGGAAGACAUCAUCAUCUGCUUCAAUUCAAUCUCCCUUAAUGAAGAACACGAGAAGAUUGGGACAUGGAAGAAGGCAUUAUGGUCAAAAUGCGAAUAUGGAGACAACAUAG